Molecule: messenger RNA, 1044 nt
Organism: Saitoella complicata NRRL Y-17804
Lineage: Eukaryota; Fungi; Ascomycota; Saitoellomycetes; Saitoellales; Saitoellaceae
Product: tryptophan synthase beta subunit-like PLP-dependent enzyme
Exons: 1
Biological process (GO): pyruvate biosynthetic process; D-serine biosynthetic process; L-serine metabolic process
Molecular function (GO): pyridoxal phosphate binding; L-serine ammonia-lyase activity; threonine racemase activity
Source: RefSeq, a predicted model, not a curated record
CUUGCAAUGCCAAACGACGAUGCCCUUGCCCUUGUACCGGAGAAUGUCUGGGCAGCGUACGACCGAAUCAAACCCCUCAUCCACCAAACACCCCUCUUCGCCUCCCGCACCCUCUCCGCCCUCGUCUCCUCCCCUUCCUCAACCACCACUACCUUCUCCGACAACACUCCAACAACCCUAGUCUUCAAAGCCGAAUCCCUCCAACGUGGCGGUGCCUUCAAAAUUCGAGGCGCAAUGCACGCCGUAGCCCGGUUAUCUGAGGAAGAACGUAAGCGUGGUGUCUGUACGCAUUCGUCGGGGAACCAUGCACAGGCACUCGCGAUUGCUGCGAGAGAGAGUGGUGCGAAGUGUUGGGUCGUGAUGCCGGAUACUUCACCUGUACCAAAACGUGAGGCAACUGCGGCGUAUGGGGCUACGAUCACGUUUUGUCCGCCGUUGGAGAGGGAGGAGACAUUAGCGAGGGUGCAAGAGGAGACGGGAGCGGUAUAUGUUCCUCCGUACGAUGAUCCACGGAUUAUCUUGGGGCAGGGCACCAUAUUUGUGGAGUUUGUGGGGCAGGAGGAGGAGUUGGACGCGAUUAUUGUUCCAGUUGGCGGUGGGGGGAUGUUGGCUGGCUGUGCGCUCGCUGCCUCUGAUCCGGAACUCUACGGACGCGUAGGCGGGAAGAAGGUCAGGGUUUUUGGAGCGGAGCCGUACGAGGUCAAUGACUGCGCCCAAGGCCUCGCCUGCGGAACUCGCGUCCCAUCCCAGCCAAACGGGCUAAAGACAGUCUGUGACGGCCUCCGCACCCCCGUUGGCAAAACCAACUUUCCCAUCAUCCAGAAGCACGCCGAAAAGGUCUUUACGGUCACAGAAGAGGAGGUCAAACGCGCGAUGAGGCUCGUAUGGGAGAGACUUAAGCUAGUCGUGGAGCCGAGUGGGUGUGUCGGGUUGGCUGUGGUGUUGAGUGAGGCGUGGAGGGAGUAUGGCGUCAACGGGAAGGUUGGGAUCGUGUUUAGUGGCGGUAAUGUGGAUCUAAGCGAGGUUUUGGCGUUUAACAAGUGA